Messenger RNA from Synchiropus splendidus (mandarinfish), 1900 nucleotides. RefSeq lists its product as uncharacterized. The transcript has 14 exons. Gene Ontology annotation, cellular component: precatalytic spliceosome. Bases 174 to 1373 code for a protein of 399 amino acids. Lineage: Eukaryota; Metazoa; Chordata; Actinopteri; Syngnathiformes; Callionymidae. The record is from RefSeq and is a predicted model, not a curated record. Gene Ontology annotation, molecular function: single-stranded RNA binding; double-stranded RNA binding.
UGCUUUAGAAAGGCUACUGACAGAACGGAAACCCCAGGCAUUCAGCGAAUAUCUUGAGUGCCAUGCAAAAUGGUAUUCGUUCUUGAUUAUGUAUAGAUCUCUAUGCUCAGGUUUCGAAUUUGCUUUCAUCAAACUUUAGCUAUUUUGGUGCGCGGCGGUGAAGUCAGAUAAAGAUGUCGGAAUCGGAAGGCCUGGGAUUUGCUGAACAUGAUGGGGAAAGCUGGACAUUCAACGAAGCUGGUUGGGCUACAGAAAUGCCAGAUGCUCUAGCAGACCCACUUGAUGACACUGCGCAGCCGGACAAUGGACCGCUGUCGUUCGAGAUGAGUGGGGAAGCUGAACUUGAGGAUGAGAUGAAUGACAUCCAAACUUUACUACCGACACAUAAUAACGAUGAGUUCCCAGCAACUGAACCAAGCUGGGAAGCUGAAACUGAUGCAGAAGCUUCAGCCAGCACAGCCCAAACGACCUCACAGCCAAGCGAUGGAACGCAGUCAAAUCAAAGGAAGGCUAAAAAGCGCAAGAAAAAGCCUACUCAGCACCCUGAUGAAAUAGUUUUCCAUAAGGGGAUGACAAUCAAGACCAUCCCAUCUCUGGGGAGGCGAUUGAAGGAUGUGACUGAGUGUGUCGUUGGUCUUCAGUAUGUGUGGGAAUACAGAAGCCCCAGCAAAUCCUUCCCUCCUCACUACGUGUGCAAGCUGUGUGCAUUUGCCCGCUUUCAAAAUGAUAUGAUUCCCCAUCUGAAAGGGUGGAAGCACAUCUACAAAUAUAUGAGAAAGGUCCACCCUGACAAGGUCAACUGUGAGGAAGAACAAGCCAGCAAAGACCCCACUGUCCGACAGGUUUUAAAAACAGCUGCCGCUGAAGUGGAGCAGUCUGAGGGUAGAGGACAAAUCAAGGUUAUCAUGAAAGAGCCCUGUGAUGUUCCUGCGUUUAAAGAACUCCGUGCUGGCAUGAGUAAUAAGCUGGUAACACCACCUCUUCCGCCCGCAAAAGUACCCCAACAUGGUCCCUGGUUCCCUAAGUCAAAUGAUGGCCCCUUCAGAGAUUUUGGAGGUUAUCCGCAACGGUCAGGUUUCUCUCGUCAUGGUGGUUAUGGUUACUCUGAUGAAUACCAUAUGGGAAAUCCGCACGAUCCCAAUAUUUUGCUGAGUUACUUGGACACCUUCCGGAUAGAGAACGAGGGGGAUGCCCAAAUAGUCCUGAAAGUCACACAGAAGCUAACAGACAUGCUAAUGGAGUACAGGCUUAGGAACAUGCCAAGGGAUCAGAACCAUUCAAUGAACUCUGGAGGAGGCUACUACUCGUCGAGAGUUAACACCAACAAAUAUACUGGUCCUUUAGCAAGUCAUGGAGGUCAGCAACGGUACUAGAAGUGACAGUGACAUGCUCUUUGUUGUGUACCAGGUCAUACUUGUAAAGUUUUUGUGAAUUAUGUUCAAGAAGUUUUUUUAUUAAUAUCAUGUAUAAAUAACCUUUAUUAUUUGACUUCUAAAUCUGCAAGGAACAAUGACCUUAGUCUUGCCAUCGCCACAAGUCUUUUCCUGAUUGUUUCCUGUGGUAGGAAUAUGUCACAUCACAACCAUUUGAUUUGAACAUAUGAUUGUCAAUAAAUUUUCCCACGUUUCCUUCUGUUCCUUGGAACUUUAAUAUAUUACAUGUUAAUAUCUUGUGUAUUUACAUAACACACUUUGCAAUAACGCAUUCAAACACUUGGCUCAUGUCCAAUCUUAUUGAUGGCCAUACAUCCCAUAUCUUGGAGACAAUUUAAACUUCAAAUUAAAUGGAACAACAAAAAAAAAAAACUAACAUUCAAUAGUCACAAAUGACUAUCACUUGGACACAAUCCGAUGAAAAACCGUUCAGAUCAACAAAUAACCAAAACAAAUUUAUGAAAUCA